AUGCGUUUCACUCCUACCGACCUCAGCCUUCCCGCGGCUGCCAUUGCCUUCUUGGCAUCGACUGCUUCGGCGCAGAGCUGCCAGCUGCCUACCAGCUACAAGUGGACUUCAUCCAACGCGCUUGCUCAGCCCAAGUCAGGAUGGGCCAACCUCAAGGACUUCACUACCCAGAUGGUCAACGGCAAGCACCUCGUCUACGCCACCAACCACGACACUGGCAGCAAGUACGGUUCCAUGAACUUCGGUCUGGUCUCCAACUUCAACGAGUUGGCAUCUGCUCCUCAGAACGCCAUGAACCAGGGUCUCGUCGCACCCACCCUUUUCUACUUCAAGCCCAAGAACACCUGGGUCAUCGCCUACCAGUGGGGACCUACCGCUUUCUCCUACAAGACCUCUUCAGACCCUACCAACGCCAACGGCUGGAGCGCGGCUAAGCCUCUCUUCUCCGGCACGAUCACUGGCUCAAGCACUGGCCCAAUUGACCAAACCGUCAUUGGUGACGACAAGAACAUGUACCUGUUCUUUGCGGGUGACAACGGCAAGAUCUACCGCUCCAGUAUGCCCAUUGGCAACUUCCCGGGCGACUUCGGCACCGCCUCAACUGUCGUCAUGAGCGACACCCAGAACAACCUCUUCGAGGCUGUUCAGGUCUACACCGUCAAGGGUGGUACUACCGCCAAGUACCUCAUGAUUGUUGAGGCUGUUGGUUCUCAGGGCCGUUACUUCCGUUCUUUCACCGCCUCCAGCCUCGGCGGCAACUGGACCCCUAACGCUGCCACCGAGAGCAACCCCUUCGCCGGCAAGGCCAACAGCGGUGCUACCUGGACCAACGACAUCUCUCACGGUGACUUGGUCAAGGUCACCAACGACCAGACCAUGACUGUCGACCCUUGCAACCUGCAGUUGUUGUACCAGGGACGCAACCCCAACUCCGGUGGUGACUACGACCGUCUUCCCUACAGGCCCGGUCUCCUUACUCUCAAGAAGUAA
Molecule: messenger RNA, 990 nt
Organism: Alternaria atra
Lineage: Eukaryota; Fungi; Ascomycota; Dothideomycetes; Pleosporales; Pleosporaceae
Exons: 1
Coding region: 1-990 (329 amino acids)
Biological process (GO): L-arabinose metabolic process
Molecular function (GO): alpha-L-arabinofuranosidase activity
Source: RefSeq, a predicted model, not a curated record